UCACUUGGAUACUACGAAGAAGACGACAUCGAGGAGUAGUGCACCGUGGACUGCACUGUGGAAUUCUAGAAGGUUCUAUAAAUUAGCCUAGGGUUUAUAUUUAUCUUUCUUUUCAUUGUUACUCCCACUAUCCUACCUUCGUGACACACUUCUGAUAAGGUUAAUUUUCAGUUUUGGUUUUUUGGGCGGCUCCAAUGGCAACCUCUCAAAUCACUGCAUCAUUGAGGAACUUGCCUGCAUUUGAAAGGUUUCAACCUUCAGCGCUUCGAUUUUCUUCUGCUGGGCACGUCAGAAUUGGAACACUCACGCAACCCUCGUUUCCCUCUUUCGUUGUCAAAGCCGCCACUGUUGUUGCCCCCAAGCACACCACUGUUAAGCCUCUGGGUGAUAGAGUACUGGUGAAAAUUAAGGAUGCAGAGGAGAAGACUGCAGGUGGGAUUUUACUGCCAGCAAAUGCUCAAGGCAAGCCUCAAGGGGGUGAAGUGGUUGCUGUUGGAGAAGGGAAGUCGGUUGGGAAGUGCAAAGUGGAUGUUAGUGUGAAGACAGGUGCACAAGUUGUGCAUUCAAAGUAUGCAGGGACUGAGGUAGAGUUCAAUGGUUCAAAACAUCUUAUUCUGAAGGACGAUGACAUUGUUGGUAUCCUUGAAACUGAUGAGGUCAAGGAUCUUGAACCCUUGAACGAUAGAGUCUUGAUAAAGGUUGCAGAAGCUGAGGAAAAAACUGCUGGAGGUUUGUUGCUCACAGAGGCAACCAAGGAGAAACCAUCUAUUGGAACAGUGAUAGCAGUUGGUCCGGGGCCUCUGGAUGAGGAAGGUAACAGAAAGCCAUUGUCCGUCAUGCCUGGGAAUACAGUUCUGUACUCCAGAUAUGCAGGGAAUGACUUCAAGGGCAAAGAUGGUUCUGACUACAUUGCCUUGAGGGCCUCAGAUGUCAUGGCUAUCCUGUCCUAGUCAGAAUCAGUAUUUAGUAACAAAUAUUUUUUUGUUCUGUAACCAAAAUUUGAGUUAAUGUCGAGGGAAAUGGAUACUUAUGUUGUGACGACAGCUUGAAAUUGUAGCUGAUUGCAACUCUGUUCCUUAGACAAUUUUGCAUUAAAUUGAAACGCUUGAAAUAUGUUUAGUUUCUACGCCCUUUCAA
Glycine soja is the source of this 1137-nucleotide messenger RNA. Its product is annotated as 20 kDa chaperonin, chloroplastic-like. Gene Ontology annotation, biological process: positive regulation of superoxide dismutase activity. The record is from RefSeq and is a predicted model, not a curated record. The transcript is spliced from 6 exons. Gene Ontology annotation, cellular component: chloroplast; mitochondrial matrix. Gene Ontology annotation, molecular function: ATP binding; transition metal ion binding; protein-folding chaperone binding. Bases 195 to 950 code for a protein of 251 amino acids. NCBI's taxonomy places the organism in Eukaryota, Viridiplantae, Streptophyta, Magnoliopsida, Fabales, Fabaceae.